AUGGUGACAUCAGAAGGUCACCUGAAGCAUGUAUUCAGCGGUGCUGAUGCUAAGAUAACAGAAGCAGCAGCAGUCUCUGCCCUGGCUCCCUCUGCUCCUGAGGAAGAAGCCAAAGAAGAGCAAAAUGUGCAAGAUGACCACAAGCCUGCAGCUGUGGUCACAGCAGAGCCUGAUGCUUCCAAGAGAAUCCUUCCAGAGAAAGAGCAGGAGCAGAUUGCAUUCUCAGAGAUGCCAUGCCAGACUCAGGGAGAGCUGAGAGCCCGAGAGCAGGAAGAGCAGCUCAGGCAGCAGGUGGAAGAGCCACAGGAGAAUGGCCAGAAUAUCAAGGCAGAGCCACAAGCAGAGCUGCCCGAAGCUCAGAGUGCCAUCACAGAAGUAAAGAAGAGAAACCAGGAAGAGACAAGAAGAAUUCAAGAGGAGAUGAAUCUCCAUCAGCAGAGGGGCGAUCAACAAAACCAGGUGAGUGAAAGAGUGGCAGCCACUCCACUCAUGAAAGAUCCUCUCUCUCGUAUUUUACAGAACUUGAAGGAACAACUGGACACAGACUUUCAGAAAGCUCACGCUAAGAUCAAGGCAAGGGAGAAGAGGCAGGAGGAAGAAAUGAAAAUCAUCAGAGAAAAACUUAAUCCCCUCCCUCAGGCUCUACAAAAGCAAGUGGCCAUAAAGAAAAUAAAUCUCCAAGGACCGAGGAAGAAGGAACUAAAAGUCAAUGAAUUCAUGCUCAUGAAGACAAAUAAGAAUCCCAACUUGGUCAACUAUUUAGACAGCUACCUUGUGGAUGGGCAGCUCUGGCUGGUCAUGGAGUACAUGGACGGAGGCACUCUGAGCAAUGUCAUCAGCGAGACCCACCUGUCUGAAGACGAGAUGGCAGCCAUCAGUCGGGAGUGCCUGCAAGGCCUGGAUUUUCUUCACUCGAACCAUGUGAUCCACCGAUAUGUGAAGAGCAGCAACAUCCUUCUCAGAACCGACGGCUCUGUCAAGCUGGCUGACUCUGGCCUCUUUGCUCAGCUCACCCCUGAGCAGAGUCGACGGAGCUCAGUGGCCAGCACUUCUGGGUGGAUGGCGCCUGAAGUGGUGACAGGUCAACCAUGUGGCCCCAAAGUGGACAUAUGGUCUCUUGGAAUCGUGGGCAUCGAAAUGGUGGAACGAGAAGUUCCUUACCAGUAUGAAACUCCUGUUUCGGCUCAACUCCUGAUAGCCAGAGGAGGGAGACCAAAGCUGCGGCAGCCCAACCGAUGCUCGUCUUGCCUGCGUGACUUCUUGAGCUGCUGCCUGCAGACAGACGAGGCACGGCGCUGGUCUGCCAAGAAGCUCCUGCAGCAUCCAUUUGUAACAUCAGCCAAGCCAGCGUCCACCCUGGUACCACUCAUCAACUCAGUGAAGAAGGAGAAGAAGAAGACAAGAAGAGUCAAGAUAUUAUCUCCAUAACCAAGUUAGAGUAGGAUUGUAGAGUAGGACUCUAGAGUAGGAUUGUUGAGUAGUUUUGUAGUAUAGGUUUAUAGAGUAGGAUUGGAAUUAAAUAAAGUUUCUGAAGCAUCAA
Messenger RNA from Vidua macroura (Pin-tailed whydah), 1540 nucleotides. RefSeq names its product serine/threonine-protein kinase PAK 3-like. Gene Ontology annotation, molecular function: ATP binding; protein serine/threonine kinase activity. Bases 1 to 1428 code for a protein of 475 amino acids. The transcript has 11 exons. Gene Ontology annotation, biological process: regulation of axonogenesis; intracellular signal transduction; regulation of actin cytoskeleton organization. NCBI's taxonomy places the organism in Eukaryota, Metazoa, Chordata, Aves, Passeriformes, Viduidae. Gene Ontology annotation, cellular component: cytoplasm. The record is from RefSeq and is a predicted model, not a curated record.